This is a messenger RNA of Danio aesculapii, 3402 nucleotides long. RefSeq names its product DnaJ (Hsp40) homolog, subfamily C, member 3b (gene dnajc3b). Gene Ontology annotation, molecular function: protein-folding chaperone binding; misfolded protein binding. Bases 353 to 1861 code for a protein of 502 amino acids. Gene Ontology annotation, cellular component: endoplasmic reticulum. NCBI's taxonomy places the organism in Eukaryota, Metazoa, Chordata, Actinopteri, Cypriniformes, Danionidae. Gene Ontology annotation, biological process: protein folding in endoplasmic reticulum. The record is from RefSeq and is a predicted model, not a curated record. The transcript has 12 exons.
AUUUGAAUUGUACGACCAGGAGGUCCAACAAGAGGAGACUUUCCAAAAGUACGUGGCAGGCACCUGUUGUGCACAGUCACUGUCGCACGGAAAUAAUAAAGACAAUUCACUGCAAACUCAAGCACACGUUUCCCUCUACAUCGGGAGAGCCUUUGAUUAUCGAGACUGAGAUAGGUCUACACGGAACUAAAGUUUCGCAUUCCUUUAUUCCACUCGGACAUAUUUAUAACCCGAACAACAGCAACAUCUCCACGCCAAGUAUGCCGCUGUUAUGAAGAUAAGAAUAUAAAUACUCGCUCUGUCCUGUUGCGCGUUGUGAAUCACAGUGGACGGUUGUGUUUUCGGGGGUGUGAUGAAUGUCAUCAUGGAGUCGGGACGGCGGAGAAGUUUGAACAGUGUCCUGUCCUCUCUGUCUCUGCUCUGUGUGGUGCUGGACCUACAGCUGGAUGGUGUGUUAGGAGCCACACCUGUUGAGAUCGAGCAUCAUCUGGAAAUGGGCCGUAAGCUGCUGGCAGCCGGACAGCUGGCCGAGGCCCUGUCUCACUAUCAUUCAGCUGUGGAGGGCGACUCUAAGAAUUAUCUGACGUACUACAAACGGGCUGCCGUUUUUCUGGCCAUGGGCAAAUCCAAGUCAGCACUGCCGGAUCUGACCCAAGCUAUACAGCUUAAGCCAGACUUCCUUGCUGCCAGACUGCAGAGGGGUAAUAUUCUUCUGAAACAAGGAAGCACUCAGGAGGCCAGAGAAGACUUCCAAGCAGUACUGAAUCGUUCCCCGGAUCACGAGGAAGCACAUGAUCAGCUCCUGAAGGUGGAUGAGCUGGAGUCUCGCCAGGAAGAUGCACAUGAAGCUUAUCAGCGUGGAGACUGCAGGAAUGCUGUCCAGGUGCUGGAGCGAGUCAUAGAGCUCUCUCCAUGGGACCCAGAGUCACGAGAGCUGAGAGCCGAAUGCUACAUCCAGCUCGGGGAGCCACGCAAGGCCAUUAUGGACCUGACUCCAGCAUCCCGUCUGCGUGCGGACAACCGAGCAGCUUUUCUCAAACUCAGUCAACUGCAUUACAGUUUAGGCGAGCAUCAUGACUCACUUAAUCAGGUGCGUGAGUGUCUGAAGCUGGAUCAGGAUGAUAAGGAGUGUUUUGCCCUCUACAAACAGGUCAAGAAGCUCAGCAAGCAGCUGGACUCUGCAGAAGAGCUGAUCUCAGAACAGAGGUAUCAGGAAGCCAUUGAGAAGUACGAGUCUGUGAUGCGAACAGAGCCGAACUUGGCAUUCUACACUAAUAAAGCAAAGGAGAGGACGUGUUUCUGCUUAGUCAAAAUGAAGAGUGCUGAAGAGGCUGUAGACAUUUGUUCAGAAGCUCACCAGAGAGAGCCUCAAAAUAUCCACAUCCUCCGGGACCGAGCCGAGGCCUACAUCCUACUACAGGAAUAUGAGAAAGCUGUGGAAGACUAUCAGGAGGCUCGCGAGUUUGACCAGGAGAACCAAGAGCUUCGUGAGGGUCUCGAUCGAGCACAGAAGCUUCUCAAAAUCUCUCGUAAGAGGGACUAUUAUAAGAUCCUGGGGGUCAGCAGGAGUGCCAACAAACAGGAAAUCAUAAAAGCAUAUCGAAAACUGGCUCAGCAGUGGCAUCCUGAUAAUUUCCAGUCUGAAGCAGACAAGAAAGAGGCAGAGAAAAAGUUUAUUGAUAUUGCAUCAGCAAAGGAAGUGCUCACAGAUCCAGAGAUGCGUCAGAAGUUUGAUUCGGGUGAGGAUCCUCUGGACCCUGAGAAUCAGCAGGGGGGUGGAGGUGGAGGAACCAGAGAAUGGCCCUUCGGCUUCAACCCAUUUGAGGGUGGAAACUACCAUUUCAAGUUCAACUUCAACUGAAAGCGAAGGACAAUGAUUUGGACUACGAAACCUGGCUAGACAACCUGCUUCAUUCAGACCGAACUUUGAAGGAAUCUUAUAGAAGCGAGAGUUUUUGGUGUUGUUGAGACUUGAAUCCACAGGCUGUUUUGAACUUCUCCACAUACAAAUUGCUUGAUUGGGCAAAUAACUAUUAGUUUGGGCCUAGAUUUCACCCUCUCUUUAAAGACCUAAACAUGGAGUCUAGUCUUAAGCCCAGUCAUUUUUUUGACAUGUGCCAUCAUUACUCUGACUCUUAUAAUGUACUUUUCUUUUUCUGCUGCUUCUGUUUGUUUUCUUUGAAUAACACUCCAGAAAUUAGGCUUGUGGUUUCUUUUAAACCAGGGGUGUCCAAACUCAUUCCUGGAGGGCCGGUGUCCUGCUGAGAUUAGCUCCAAUUUGCUUUAACACACCUGCCAGAAAGUUUCUAGUAUAUCUAGUAAACGCUUAAUUAGCUGGUUCAGGUGUGUUUGAUUAGGGUUGGAGCCAGGGUCGGUUUGUCCAUAGAGGUGUCCUAGGGCGGCAGAGUAGUCAGGGCUCGUCCAACAAAUCCCCCACGAUACCCCGCCCACCUUUUCUUUUGGUCACAGACAAACCCUACAUCACAUCCUGCCACCAACCCCCCCACGUUCUUUGCUUUUGUCUGUGACAAACCCUGCAUGAUCUCAACGCCCCUCUCUCUUUGCUUUUACCCCCCCAACACACACUCUUUUCCAGAUUGAAAGCAGCAUAACUUUCGGUUUGAGAGCGCCAUUCUCAUUGUUUGCCUAGAGCGCCUGAUGAGCUUGCUUUGGCCCUGGUUGGAGCUAAACUCUCCAGGACUCCAGCCCCCAAUGGUCUCAAACUCAAUUCCUGGAGGGCCGCAGCUCUGCAUAGUUUCGCUUUAACCACCUCCAACUCACACCUGCCUAAUAGUCUCUAGUAGUCUUGAACAGCUUGAUUAGUUGCAUCAGCUGUGUUUGAAUAGGGUUGGAGCAAAACUGUGCAGAUCUGCGGCCUUUCAGAAAUCGAGAUUGAGGCCUAUGUUUUAGACCAGGGGUGUUUAAACCUAGUCCUGGAGAGCCGGUGUCCUGCAAAGUUUAACUCCAGUCCCAAUCAGACACAAUUUGUGCAUGCGAAAUCCUGUUGUACGGUGCUACGAUAAGGGGGGGGGGGGUGUAAACAAGAUGAUUAAAAAUUUAAAAAAGUGAGCGAUUGGUCCAUGUUUUAAUAUUCUGUCCAGAGAGGUCAUGUUUUGAUCUUCUAUUGGUCUCACGCAAUCAUGUGAUGCAAUUUCGCAGGUCAGAGUUCACCAAGCUUGAACUUGAGCUUGCAUUUCUGGUCUGACGCAUUCGCGUACGUAUGAAUGGGAAGGCUUUCUAGAAUCAUCCUUGCAGGUGUGUUAAGGCAAGUUGAAGCUAAAAUCUGCAGGACACCGGCCCUCCAGGACAAGUUUGCACACCCCUGUUUUAGACUGUGCCAUCAUGUUCUCCUGACUGCAGGAUGUCACACAUUCUUUCAGCUCAGACAUGCCUUUAAAUAGA